AUGAGGCGCGCGCGGAGUGUCACAGGGCCCUUGCGGCGCGCCCACCCGGCGUCGGGGGCGACCUGGAAUGUCCAGGUGGUGCGAGGUAAAAUGAGUUCACAGUGUUUAUGGCAUGCGUGUCGUGCUCUCAGCGCUGGCCUCUUGCUAAUGCUUCUCGGUGCCGCGAUGGCAGUCAUAGGUUACUACGCAGAUACACUCUCAGUGGCAGAGGAAAUACGGGGAAAUUCCACGAUAUCGGUCAAAGACGAGGCACGAGGCUUUCAUCUCAAUAACUUAUCCUACGCUGGUCCCAUCGUUAUGGGUUUCGGAGGAUUCAUCGUUGUAGCAGCGUGCGUGAUGACGUUUGAAGCCCGCGACAGCGCCGCAAAGGUGACACCGGCUCGUCCACAGACGCUACCUCGACCACUUCCUCGAAGAGGUCCCUGCGCUGCGCCCGCACGCCUCGACCAGCUCGGCGUCUACCGCUUACCACACGUCCUGCCUUUACCACACGCCUUGCCACUCGCACCCCCACACCGCAUUAGAGCGCCGCAUACUUGCCACAGGUACAGAGUUGGCGGAGAGAAAUCUAAGGAACGCGCUCGGUUCGGCUCCGCGCCGGACUUGCGGGUCGGUAGCGUGCGCGCCGCGCUACCCGUCACGGCGCUACGACGCCCUCUACGACGCUACGCGCUUUCUGUCGACGAGCCUCCCCACUCAGCAGUCAGUGCAAGUGCGGCCGAGUCUGAGUGUGGUUCACAGUCGUCUCUCGCGCUGGACUUGCACGCGAGCGGCGCCUGCGCCGGCGUCACACUGCGGGUGCGCGACAACACGCGCCGACGUCCGCUCGCACGACAACAGAGGCUCAUAGAAGAUCUACACCCACCAGGCGAAGGCGUCAGUACCACAGUAUGCAACAUAGAAGAAGUUCCACCUCCAAACAACGAAGAGCAGACCAGCGAAACUGUAGAAAUGGUUCAUUUGACCAUUGAACAAGAAGCGCGUGCGCGAAGUGCCCCGCCCGCCUCCCAGCCGUCAUCGCCGCCGUCGCCGCAAAUUAUUGUGUCUCCACCACUUUCACCUUCGAAGCCACAAAAAGAAACUACCAUUCUCAUAGAGAAAUCAGAAAAUAGUACUUUGGAACAGCCACCGCCGCCUGACCAAUGA
Molecule: messenger RNA, 1146 nt
Organism: Melitaea cinxia (Glanville fritillary)
Lineage: Eukaryota; Metazoa; Arthropoda; Insecta; Lepidoptera; Nymphalidae
Exons: 8
Coding region: 1-1146 (381 amino acids)
Source: RefSeq, a predicted model, not a curated record